AUGGCACACAUCGUCACCCCGCUCGACCAGCCCUCCAACUACAAAGACUCUCAGUCUAGAUUCGACCGACACACGCAAACCGACCUCCUGUCAAAAACUACCACGCUCUAUGUCGGGAAUCUGAGUUUUUAUACUACUGAAGAGCAGAUUUAUGAGAUAUUCUCGAAGUGCACUAACACCGAGGACGGUGGAGGCAUCAAGCGUAUCAUCAUGGGUCUCGACCGCAAUACGAGGACACCUUGUGGGUUCUGCUUUGUUGAAUAUUACAGCCAUGCGGAGGCAUUAGCUUGCCUUCGCUACAUCAGUGGCACCAAAUUGGAUGAGCGCAUCAUUAGGUGCGACCUCGACCUAGGCUAUAGAGACGGCAGGCAAUUUGGUAGGGGCAAAAGUGGUGGACAGGUACGAGACGAACACAGACAAGACUACGAUCCUGGUCGCGGCGGAUGGGGAGCACAAGCGCAGCGUGCCGAAAUCGAGCGGAGACGCGAGGUUGAAGAGCGUUACAACGACGCCCAAGACGUUCCUGGCGCGGUUGCUGGUGGUGGAGGUGACUGGAAAGCGACGGAGCACGUUCAGCAGUCGACGCUCAAGCGUGGAAGGUCGCCAGAGGAUGAUGAUACUACACGAGGGGAGCCUCGUCCCAAGCUGGAAGAACACGAACCGGAAGCAGAGCGUAUGUGA
Epithele typhae is the source of this 681-nucleotide messenger RNA. RefSeq names its product RNA-binding domain-containing protein. The transcript has 5 exons. The record is from RefSeq and is a predicted model, not a curated record. Lineage: Eukaryota; Fungi; Basidiomycota; Agaricomycetes; Polyporales; Epitheliaceae. Gene Ontology annotation, biological process: mRNA cis splicing, via spliceosome. The coding region runs from base 1 to 681 and encodes 226 amino acids. Gene Ontology annotation, molecular function: RNA cap binding. Gene Ontology annotation, cellular component: nuclear cap binding complex.